CAGAGGAGCCUCGGCUCGUUCACUCCCUCGCGUGUCAACUCCUGCCCAUACGCGAAGUUUUUAAUGGGAGGACCAUUGUGGGCGCAGGAGUCAGUCUCCAUCGUUCCCUGACACAGCUUCCCUUCCUCCCUGACCAAGUCAUUCAUUUCUACCGUUCUUCCUGGUCUUUUAGGUGAGAGAACCCUCUUGCGCCGCAAGCCCAAACCAAAUCUACACCCAGGCGAAAAGACACCCUGCCGCCCACCAUGGCUUCCGUCUCGACGCUCUCGUUGUUUUUUCCCGUCUUUGUUCCGUCCAUCGCCGCGGCGACAGCCUAUCUAGGCCACCGGGCGCUCCGCGUCGACUGGCGCACACGGACGCGCGCCUUCCUGACUGGCCCCGGGCGGACGAGCCGCAUCCUCCUGGCCCUCUUCAUCCUGACCAACUGGAAAAGCAUGCCCCUGGCAUGGACGACGCGCAUCUUCCACGCCUUCCUCUACCACUUCAUCCGCCCACGCGGCCCCCUGCCCCCCCGCGCCCUCUUCCACUACUCCAUCACGACAAGCCGCACCUCCCCUCUGGAGACGGACUACAACUUCCACAAGUCCAACUCGACCUACUUCACCGACCUAGACGUCAGCCGCUCCCACCUAGUGACCCACCUCCUGGGCCCCGGCAUGCCCCGCCUCUCCGCCAACGCCCGCACCCGCCUCGUCCCCGACCCGGCCUCCCCGACCGGCGAGCCCGUCAGGGGCGGCUUCGGCAUCGGCCUCGGCGCCGUCUUCUGCUCCUUCCGCCGCGAGAUCGCCGCCGCCCAGCCCUACGACAUGUGGAGCCGCGUCCUCGCCUGGGACCGCAAGUGGCUGUACAUCGUCACCCACUUCGUCGUCAGGGGGAAGGCGAGGCCCACGUCCUGGGACGGGAGGUCGGGCGGGCGCGUCAGGCCGGCCAAGGCUGGCGGUUCCGGUUUUGGUUCUUCGGGCGCGCCGGAGGAACAGGAGGGGGAGGACUUCUCAAAGUACGUCAUCGCCACGGCGGUGAGCAAGUACGUCUUCAAGCUGGGCCGCCUCACCGUCCACCCCGCCAUCCUGCUGCACGAGAACGGCCUGCUCCCCGAGCGGCCUGGCGCAGGUUGGAGGGGCGGCGACGCUGGCGUGGGUACGGCCGACGACUUGGGCGACGUGAGGGUCGACGGCGACGGCGAGUGGGACUGGAGGAGGAUCGAGUUCGAGCGGAGGAGGGGCAUGGAGCUCGCGGCGCAUUUCGCGGCUUUGGACGGCACCAAUAAUCUGUUUGACGGCGGUGAAGACGGAGCUCUGGGCCAUUUCCCUCUGGGUUAGAGGCGGUGGGACACUGACACUGCCAAGUCUUUUCGAAGCGCGCUAGAAUUGUUGGUAUUUAGAUAGACAUAUAGACACUGCCAGCGGUUCACUCGAUUAGGUCCGGAUCUUGAGAUACCUCGUAGGCGAGAGCAUCUUAGGUGACUACCUGGCGUAGUAACGAAUGGUGACGUUCGCAGUCACGAAACGCACCAGACGCAAAGAAAGGGGAUCUCAGGGGUAGACAGUGAUGAAGGCAAGAUAGCCGAUUUUGAUCGAUUUUCAAUUUGAGUACCUAUAUGAGGCUAUCUCCAUAACAAGGAAGCAUGUCUGUCUAACCUGGGUGUCCGUGGACAAACGAGCAGGAAACAUAUGGAUCCAGGAGAUCAUCGGCCAGCAUAUUUCUAGAUGAUCCGGAAAAUGAACAACCCCU
Molecule: messenger RNA, 1731 nt
Organism: Phialemonium atrogriseum
Lineage: Eukaryota; Fungi; Ascomycota; Sordariomycetes; Cephalothecales; Cephalothecaceae
Exons: 2
Coding region: 246-1319 (357 amino acids)
Source: RefSeq, a predicted model, not a curated record